Molecule: messenger RNA, 679 nt
Organism: Vanrija pseudolonga
Lineage: Eukaryota; Fungi; Basidiomycota; Tremellomycetes; Trichosporonales; Trichosporonaceae
Gene: ACOT13
Product: Acyl-coenzyme A thioesterase 13
Exons: 5
Coding region: 100-645 (181 amino acids)
Molecular function (GO): fatty acyl-CoA hydrolase activity
Source: RefSeq, a predicted model, not a curated record
UUCCAACUAAUCACGACGCGCUGACGCCGACGACGCCGACGCCUCCACCGACCGAUACCGGCAAGCAUCCAUCACCGACCGACUUUUUGGCUCCUGACCAUGCCUCUCACUAUCGACCAACAAGUCGCGGACGCAAUGAUACCAGCAACGCAGGAAGACAAGGACUACUUUGACGAGGUGAUCAGCGCGUCCUACUUUGCCCGCGACUUUCUCGACGUGCUCAAGCCAUACGCGUACGAUGUGCAGCCCGCCGUCAACAGCCGGGGAAUGCGCCGUCUCGAGGGCUGGAAGGCCGUGUACGAGGUGACGGUGACGAAAGGCGUUACCAACUUCUUUGGGUUCAUGCACGGCGCGGCGCACGCCUGGCUCGUCGACACAUGUACCUCCGCUGCGAUUGUGCACAACCACACACCCCAGUUCUGGGGCCAGCCGAUGCUCGGCGGCGUCAGCGUCAACCUCGACAUGCAGUACUUCAACGCUGCGCAGAUUGGAACCCGCCUGCGCAUCAUCGUCACAAUUGAGCGAAUCAACGCAACACUUGCCAACCUCCGCUGUGAUAUCUCGGACUGGGAGACGGGCACGCGCCUGUCGAGCGGGGUGCACACCAAGGCGUGGCGCGGGCCCAAGACGACGGCGUCGCUUUAGAGUUUGAUAGAGGUUGUACAGUGGUUCUUUCAGG